GUUUAUUUCUACUUAGGAUGUGGUUUGGUUUGGUUUUGUUGUCUUAAGACAGCGUUUCUGCAGAAGGAUCUAUCAUCUUGGGCGAAUAGCAGUUGCUGGCCUGCCGUUGUUUUCCAGAUACCUGAACGAUUCGAAGUAGACUUUAUCUCUUGGAGCAAGUAAGACAACUAGAG
Molecule: messenger RNA, 173 nt
Organism: Amoebophrya sp. A25
Lineage: Eukaryota; Dinophyceae; Syndiniales; Amoebophryaceae
Source: the annotation of a GenBank genome assembly